GAAUACUUUUAUCUGCAUGUUCAAAUUGUAUAAUGUCACAGAAGCACCCCUUAACCAGUGGUUGAGUUGAUACGAGAAUAGAUCCUGCGUGGCGGGGUGUUUCCUAAUUGAAUUCAGCGCGAUUGAGUCUGAGUGACUUCUUUGUUGAAUCAUCCGUCAUUACAGGAGGAGGAGGUUUGCUCGUCCCUCCGUGAACGAUUAUCCUGCAGCUGCAUGUCGCUUUACGACUCGCUGUCGCAGAGUGACAUAGUGGGCAUAGCAGCGUUCGUUGCCAUUGUCUGACUGUCAAGAUUGUUUUCUCUCCCAGCUUUCGAAGUUUAAGUUUGACAUGUAUGUAACAAUGAAGUGAGUCAUUAAGGAUCUUGAGGCAUAGAUUGUGAGUACGGUAAACAGCCAUUCAAGGGGUUUGACGCUCCUGCACGUACUAGCUGAUUGUCUCAUUUCUUGGAUCGUUACCUCUGGAUUAUUAAUCAUGGGAACAAUACCUGCUUUUUAAGUUGAGCCAAAACUUACAAAACUUGAAGAAACUUGUAAAGAUUGUGAACGCUGUGAUUAUUGCACUGCAAGGGGAGAUAUCAUUAAUUUUGUGUCUCUGAGAAAGUUUGGUGGUAUAUUGCAAAGAUGAUGAAAACGGCCAUUGCCCAGUUUGCUUUCCAAAGCCAGUACAAUCGGAAUAAGACUCCUAUACCGCCACCGCGGAGGAAAACCAACCCCGCAAGGACUAAACUCACCAAGAAGUCUUCGGAUCCGAACAGCAAGUUCCACCCAUUCAGCAACCUCUCUGAGCUCGUCAACAGCUACAAGAUUACCAACAAUGGUCUCUGCUGCCCUCUACAACAUCCCGUCGAGGCCAAGAAAGAAGAGGAAGACCAGGACACAGAUGAUGAAGAUGAGAGAUUUUCCAGCGAUACCUCCGGGUCAUCCCAAGAUGGUCCUCAGCAUCUCCUCCAAGCCCGGCUGGACGCCAUGGACCUCACACCUCUGGAAGGGGGUGACUUUGUGGGGCGGCUCAAGGAGUAUGUGAACAAGGGGGUGCGGGAGGACAGCGAGGAGGUCAGGUUAGGGGGAGGCCACGCCUCUCAUUUUAGGAGCAUGAUGAUGGCUUCCACUAAAGAUCUCACGAGGCAACUUAACUUUUUCCAACUCCAACUGGAUGCUAUGCAGUGUCUCUUUGAUGUUCAACUCCCAUCCAAUAAGAAAUUCACCCUCCCAGAUCAUUCCCCAGUAGAGAGCAGUCCUGAGAACCUAUACAAGAGAUUUGCAGAAUGUGAGAAGCAGGUCAAAAGUCUUGAGUCAAAGGUCAAGGCGACGCUACGUGACCUUUACAAGCCCAGCAUGGACUCCCAUAGCCCAUCCUCCACAUUGGUUACCAAGGCAACCCCUCAACCAGGAGAUGAUGCGGAUGAUGAUGAUGAGCCUGCUACGUACAUGCCUGUCCCAGACAACCUUCCUUCUUUCAGCGACAGGGACGUCCGGGAUCUACCCACACGCAAUAUUCUUCCAACGCCGUUCGAGGUGAAAGUACUCAACGUUCCAUCCUUGACACAUCCAAAGGUCAAGUUGACCGUUGACCUCGCGACUGGUCAUCUGGUGGUGGCCAAGAUAACAGGCAAAGAGAUGAAUGAAGAUGUCCAGUUAUUGACUCAUGAUAAAGUUGCCCAGCUGAUCAAAUCAAAGACGAGUAACACCAAGCUAGCCAUCAAACUGAGCAACGGAAAGAAGAAGGAGUAUGCCUUUGAGGAUGCCAAGAAACGAGAGACAUUUUGUCAGAUGCUACAGUACAUGAAGAUGGUCCAUUCUAAGAGCAAGGAAGUAGAUCAGAUCUCUGUCUUCAUUGGAACAUGGAAUAUGGGUGAUGCCCCACCUCCAAACUGCAUCACGACGUGGCUGACGUGCCAGGGGGAUGGGAAGACGCGGGACAGUCGUUUGGUUUACAUGCCUCACGACCUCUAUGUCAUUGGUACGCAGGAGAGCACACUCAGUGAGAGGGACUGGGUCAACAGACUCAAAGUAGAGAUACAAAACAUAUGCAGGGUGCCUGGAGAGAAGGAAUAUUCUGUGGUGACGGUGUGUUCACUAUGGGGCAUAAGAAUAGCAGUACUUGUCAAGCCUGAACAUCAGGAUCGCAUCAGUCACGUGAGGGAAUCCUCAGUCAAGACUGGUAUCGCCAACGCACUGGGUAAUAAAGGCGCAGUUGGUGUGUCUUUCUCAUUCAAUGGAACAUCUUUCUGUUUUGUCAAUUGCCAUCUUACAUCAGGGACAGAGAAAUGUACGAGGCGGAACAACAACUUUCAUGACAUCCUUCGAGGUCUGAGCCUUGGUGCUAAGGGUCUAAGUCUCUUUGAUCUUAACAAUCAGUUCCAUCAUAUAUUCUGGCUUGGUGACCUCAACUAUCGUAUCGACUGGAAUGUACAGGAGAUCCUGACCAACAUCAAGAGUGGCCAUUAUGAAGUGCUGUUCAACCAUGAUCAGCUCAAGAUUGAGAAAGACCAGGGAAAAGUCUUUGUAGCAUUUGAGGAGGAUGACAUCACAUUCCCUCCGACCUAUCGCUAUGAGCUAGGUCAUAGGUCAACAUACGCCUACAAGAAGAUCAAGAAGACUGGGAUUCGCAUUAAUCAGCCUUCGUGGUGUGAUCGAGUACUAUGGAAGUCCUACCCAGACACCCACAUAAUCAAUACCACGUAUGGUUGUACAACGGACAUUGUUAGCAGCGAUCACUCCCCUGUCUUUUCAACAUUUGAUGUCGGUCUCUCGGCCUCCACUGUCAUUCCGAAAGAACAGAGCGAGGGCGGUACACAAGAUGUGAAGAUCAUUUUCACCCAGGUAGACGCCACCAUCGUCACCAGUAUGUGUAGCAGUCGCUUCUAUCUGGAGUUCUUCUCCACGUGUCUAGAAGCCAAGUCAGAGAAGAGUGGUUACAACUCAAUGUGUCAGCAGAACAAUACUCUGAAACUCACCAAGCCAUCGUGGACUAAAGACCAACUUGUCAAGUUGAAUCCUAUAGUAUCCGACGUGGAGUACUUGGAAGAGCAGUUCAUCUUGGUAGCUAUCAAAUCGGAAGACAGUGACGAGUCGUACGGAGAGUUUGUGGUGUCAUUACGCAACCGCUUUGAGUCGUCACCUGUCCUGUUCAAGAGCAUCCUCACACACCAAGGACACAGGACAGGAGAAGUGGAAGGAAUGGUUCACGUGAAGUCCAGGGACGAGAGUCUGUAUGGUGGCUUCAGGAAGGCAAAGACAUAUGAACUGGUGAAGUUUGAAGACAAGACAGACAGCAUGUCAUCAGGGGAUGUAAGCGAUGAGACCGCCUCGGCCAAGAUCAGCAAGGCUAAAGUUUGCAUUGAGAACACCAAGAACAAGGUGAGACAGUGGGUCAACAAGGCACCCAGUGAAGAUCAUUCUUCAAGGAAGUCACAAGAAGCUGCUCCACCUAUACCUACCGCACCCCGCCCUAGGGAUCUCAAUGUCUCCAGUGGGUCACUCACCCCUCCCCAGAGUGACCCCGCCCCUGUGCCUCCAACGCGGAGGAAAAAUGGCCUCAAGGUGUCGACUGGGAAAGCGAUGAGUCAGAACGGAGUUGGUGAGGAGAGCGAACAACCCCCACCGUUGCCCCCUCCACGCCUUGGAGCUAGUCCAAUGAGCUCAAGCCCUAUGAGUACCAACCCCUUGAAUGCGGCACUCAUGAACACCAUGCCCAUGAGUGCCACGCCUAUGAGUGCCACGCCUAUGAGUGCCACGCCUAUGAGUGCUGACCCGAUGGAUGGAGGAGAGUAUAUGGGACUGAGUUUAGACGCGAUGCCUCUGAGCAGAUCCUCAGCGGCAGAACAAUCGGGAGGACCGGACGUAGGAAGAGGGAUGAACCAAGUCACCAAGCCGCGUCUCAGAGGAUGUCGAUCAGUUCCUGCCGAGUCGGACAUUCCACCUCCGCUCCCUUCCCGCUUACCUGCACCCCCUCAACGCUCACUCUCCCGGGACGUUGCACUUCCCCCUCCUCUCCCUGCAAGGCCUUCCCUCACGCUACCUCCCUUCCACCCGGAGCGGUCUGAUUCAGAGACAUCCGAUGAGGGGCAGGUGCUAGAGCACUCACCACCCAGGAGAACACCACCGGCGCUUCCAGGGCAGCAAGUGAGUCGGCUACGAGAUCACUGGGAGAGACGGUCCAGCCGCGAUUCGUCCCCAGAUAGUAACCGGUCAAGCGUGGAUACAGGAGACGCAAAACCAGCCCUACCGCUCAGGAUCACGGAAAGAAUGGCGCCUGAUGGACGUCCUUCUUCGUCUUCUACGGACGACGGUCAGCUGCUUCUAGAAGGACUUCCGCCGCCUCUCCCUAGCAAGUCCAGACAGAAUACACCACCUAGAAGAACAACAGACACUGAGCUGGAAGACUAUGACUGCCUGCGUCGGCCCAUCACCAUCACGGAGUGGCUUAGCAAUCUAGGGCUCAUGCAGUACAAGCAGCAGCUCUACGAUAACGGUUGGGACAACGUGGCUUUCCUGGAUACGAUCACGGAUCAGGAUCUCAUUUCUGCCAGGGUGGAGAGCAUCAAGCAUCGACGACACAUGCUGGAGAGUAUAACCUGUAUCAUGGCUAUGCAACGAUGAUGAGGAUGAUGAUGACGGGACAUCGAGGCUGGGGACCUAGACCACAUGAAGAAGAACCUAGACUGCUACAAUAAGGACCUAGAUUACCUGAAUAAGGACCUAGACCACAAGAAUAAAGACCUAGAAAACAAAAUUAUGAACUUUUGCCACAUUAUUGUAAGUCGAGGCUGGAGACCUGGGGGGCGUUUCACAAAACUUGACAUCAGUGACAAAUGAUAGUUUUUGUUAUAAGCUAGUGAA
Messenger RNA from Strongylocentrotus purpuratus (purple sea urchin), 4842 nucleotides. Its product is annotated as phosphatidylinositol 3,4,5-trisphosphate 5-phosphatase 2B. The coding region runs from base 622 to 4602 and encodes 1326 amino acids. The transcript is spliced from 25 exons. Gene Ontology annotation, molecular function: phosphatase activity; protein binding. Gene Ontology annotation, biological process: phosphatidylinositol dephosphorylation. The record is from RefSeq and is a predicted model, not a curated record. Lineage: Eukaryota; Metazoa; Echinodermata; Echinoidea; Camarodonta; Strongylocentrotidae.